Molecule: messenger RNA, 1062 nt
Organism: Priceomyces carsonii
Lineage: Eukaryota; Fungi; Ascomycota; Pichiomycetes; Serinales; Debaryomycetaceae
Product: protein transporter YIF1
Exons: 1
Coding region: 1-1062 (353 amino acids)
Biological process (GO): endoplasmic reticulum to Golgi vesicle-mediated transport
Cellular component (GO): endoplasmic reticulum-Golgi intermediate compartment; Golgi membrane; COPII-coated ER to Golgi transport vesicle
Source: RefSeq, a predicted model, not a curated record
AUGUAUAAUCCGUAUGGGAAUACCGAGGCUUAUCUGCCACUGGCGUAUGAUCAACAGAAUUUGCAUCACCCGCAACCCCAUCAUGCGGCUUAUCAACAAGGUUACCAACAACAGGGCAGGCAGCAGCAACAACAUCCACAACAACAACAGCAACAACAACAACCGGGAUUUCAACAACUGAACUUUGUUCAACAGGGGUAUCAACAGCAAGGUGCAGUGAGUGGUCUGAGAGAUGGCCCUGGUGGAGAUGGAGCUGGAAUAGGUGGUAAUGCUGGCCAAGGUGGCCAGUUUCCCAAUUUCUUGAACGACCCUGCAGCAGCGUUGGCUUCCCAAUUUGCAAAAAAUGGAUUUAAUACAUCUAAUCAAUACAUCCAACAAAAUUUUGGACUGUUUAUAGGAGGAACAAGUGAUUUAAAAUACUAUUUCCUGGUAAGCAAUUCUUACGUGCUUCGCAAACUCCUCAUUGUACUCUUUCCUUAUCACAACAAGACCUGGGGUCGAUUAUCUACAACAGAUAUACAAGGAGACUCGAGCUCGCUGUUACAAUUUGCCACACCGCUGUACGAUGUGAACGCACCUGAUCUUUAUAUUCCAUUGAUGUCUUUUGUCACCUACAUUUUACUUUGGGCUUGUUUCCAAGGCUUGAAAGGUGACUUCCAUCCUCAAGUAUUCGGCUAUUUAGCAUCUCAGACAGUCGCUUGUUCGUUCUUAGAUAUAUUAAUCUUUAAAGUUGGACUUUAUUUAUUAAAUUGUUCAACACAGAGCUCAAUCUGGGACUUGAUUAGUUUCUCGGGUUACAAAUACGUAUCUAUCAUAGUAUUACUCUGCUGGAAGCACUUGUUUGGUAAUGGAUGGUUUACAUAUUACCCAGUUGUCUUUUUUUUAAUCACGAACUUGGCUGUUUUCUUAAUGAGAUCAUUAAAGUUCCUUGUGUUGCCCAAUAGUAUUGAUGGAACUGCCACUAAUAGUGUCACAGCUAAGCAAAGGAAGAUUAGAAUUCAAUUUUUAUUUCUAUAUUCGGUUGUUGUGCAGGGUAUAGUCAUUUUAUUUAUGGGAAGAUGA